AUGCCCCGGGACGACCCCGAUGGCGAGAUGCUUUUGAACACCCCUUCCGAAGGGGUUGACUUCUUCGAGGAGGCCACGGGGGCUGGAGGGGGUGGAGCGGGCGACAACGAGAGGGAGAUUGGGGGUGAACAGGGCGAGGAGAGGGCCGGUCGCGAUGAGGCGGGGGAGGGAAGCAGCGAGGAGUCCGACGAUGACGACGCCCUGCACGCCGGCUUAGUAGAGUCAGGGGGGGCAGGUGUAAAAGGUGAUGUGACACUCGACGAGAGUCCGCAGGGUGGGGGGGUAGCCGGGGUAUCAAGCAAGGGUGCCCCCAAGGUUACCCUCGGAGACUGCGUCAAGUCGGCGCAGACCGUACCCAGUCUCUUGAAGACACUAGAAGUUUGCAAGGUGCUGUAUGUCAGGAAGAAGGAGACGUUCCACCACGCCUUCCAGCAAACUAGGCAGGCUAGGAAUGAUGCUUUCGACCGGGGGCCAGCAGAGUCUGGGGCUUCGGCAGAGGCUGGGACUUUGGCAGGGGCUGGGGCUUCGGCAGCGGCUGGGACUUCUCCGGCCGCUGAGGAUUCGCCAGAGGCUGGGGUUUCGGCGGCGUUCGGUCGGCUGCUGGAGGCGAUUCACCUUGUCGAGACCGUAUGUCUCGAGGGCCGGCAGGUCGUCGACGAUACGCUCGAGGCAGUGGAUGACGGGGUUCUUGAAUUGACGAAAAUCAAGAGCAAGGUACAGCGCCAGAAGCAGAGCAUUCCAACUCCCAGCUUGCGAUUGCCGGAGGAGCUUGGUUACAUCUUCAUAUCUGAGCCCGGGUGCAAGCGAGAAGAAAUGGUGCAUGCGCCCGCUGCUCUUGUUCUCACCACACGUAUCAAGGCGUUGAUGGUGCGAUACGUGGAGGCAGUCGUUCAAGUAGCGAAGGAAGAAACGGCAGUCUUCGUCAUGACCGGCUUGCGCAUCAUGGUGGUAUCUUCGCUUCUCGGGCAAGGCAACACGGGCACUUUGAGGCACAUGGCAUGGCGAGAGAGUGGGCCAUGGACGUUUUUCUCACCGUGCGCCAACGAGGCUGGGGUGAACAUGUCCACCAAACGCAAGUGCCCCGCUUGCGCAGAACAGGUCCUGGUUAAUACCGCCUGCCUCCGGGCCUUCUCAUUCUGCCUCGUCAUCGGGACCAACGCACUCGAGAGCUUCAAUGGGAGUGUCGCGGCCAUGGUGUCCAAGCGCAGCGACUUCUACAUCAGUCACGUGGGCAGAGCCCAACUUGCUCUCCUAAAGCGGUGCUUCCCCGGAGGGUACCGCGAGGUUGUUAGGCGAAUUCGCAAGGCGUGUGGACUACCGCCGCUAACCAAUCGGGCGGAAGAGGAGACACUCGUCCACCAGAGGAAGGCAAGGCACCUUAAGGCGGGCCACGAAGUGUGGAGCAGUGCCGCCGUGAGGGCGGGCAGCGACAGCAAACUCAAGAGGAAGCAUAGACGGUCCCUUGUCCAAACAAAACACGGCGCGGAGCUUAAGGCCGCCAACGAAAGAGGUCAGGCGGAGCUCUACAAAUCCGUGGGUGAGGAUGGAGGGGACGGAGCACAGGAGGGGGGAGAGGGGGGGGGGGG
Molecule: messenger RNA, 1586 nt
Organism: Ectocarpus sp. CCAP 1310/34
Lineage: Eukaryota; Phaeophyceae; Ectocarpales; Ectocarpaceae
Source: the annotation of a GenBank genome assembly